This is a messenger RNA of Funneliformis geosporum, 1218 nucleotides long. The record is from the annotation of a GenBank genome assembly. Lineage: Eukaryota; Fungi; Glomeromycota; Glomeromycetes; Glomerales; Glomeraceae.
AUGGCCAUUGAUAAUAAAGGGUCAUCAAAAAAAAUAAAUGAAAAGUACAGUUUUGUAUUACAUCUCUACAGCUCUCUUAUUAAUGGCCAAAAGGCGGUGGUAACACUUUUUAGUAUUCCUGUAUUCUUUGACAUUCUUGUAUCAGACAAGAAGUCUUCAGAUAAAUGUGAAAUAAAAGUAAGAGAUAUCCUCUCCGAUAGUAAGGUGAAGAUAAUAAAAAUAGAAUAUAUUAAAGCUUUUCCUUUCCGUGAUUAUCAUACAGAAAAAAAGACAUAUUUACGAAUUUAUACGAGUGACACUGGUAAAAGAAAGACAGCCAUGAAAGCUAUUCAAGAUAAUAAUUACAAAACUGCAUUAGAUGACCUGUACUUAUUCUACUGUAAAGUAGCAAGAGAGAAUGGAAUUCAACUUUCUGGGUGGUCUAUGCUAACUCUUUUAAGGGAUCAUACUCUUGUCCUCACGUGGAAUAUAGAGACGCAAUCACGAAAGUUGGAUGAAUUUGCUAAAGUCCUCAAUCUGAAUCAAAAGCGUUUUAUUAUGAAGAGAGCCUAUCAUCUUAACAUACUCGAAUGGAUGUGGGAGCGAAUAACAGGAAAGUUUGAAACAAGGGAUGAAAUCCUAAAGUGGAAAUAUCGUGAAAAGAUAGGAGCGAAAUCUGAAAAUAUUUUCAAGAAAAGGAGUACUGUUAAGGUUUCUGAGGAAGGGAAAGAGGAUCCGGAAGAGAAAGAAUAUUUGGGUGGUCCAAUUAAGAUCAAAAUUAGUAUAGAAGAUAAUUUUACUUCUAGCUUCCUUAAACUGCCAGGUUACGUACUGAUUGACAUCAGAGUACACCUCAAAAAACGUUUUCCCUGUUCUGAAGUUAAAAAGGAAGGCUCACUUAAAUUCUUCUUACAAAAAUUCAGUCUUAACAACACAUUGCGUUAUCAAGAGCUUUUGGUAAACCAAAGUAUAAUAAAUGAUUAUAAAGACGUUGCCUCCAUAGCUUAUGUUUCUCUUUUUGACGCAUACUAUCGUGCAAAUGAAAUGAAGGGUAUUGAGACGAAAAGGCCAGUAACUGGUCUAGAUUUUGCAUCUUUAUAUUCUAGCCUUAUCAUGGCAUAUAAUCUCUCCCCCAAAAAAAUUAUAUUUGAUCCAAAGGAUGCCGAUAUUGCGCAAAAUAAUGAAAAUAACUUGCAUAAGAUUGAGUUUUCAUUUAAUAAACUUAUCGUUCAAACUUGA